Molecule: messenger RNA, 342 nt
Organism: Staurois parvus
Lineage: Eukaryota; Metazoa; Chordata; Amphibia; Anura; Ranidae
Source: the annotation of a GenBank genome assembly
CACUGAUAGGUGGAACUGACUGGCAUUGAUAGGUGGCACUGGCACUGAUGGGUGACACUGAAAGGCAGCUCAAAUGGGCACUGAUAUGUGGCAUUGAUGUGGAACUGAUGGGCACUGAAAUGUGGCACUGGCAGGUGGCACUGAUGUGCACAGAGCUGGCACUGAUGGACACUGACAGGUGGCGCUGCUGGGGCUACACUGAUCAUCAGUGCUCUGAUGAUCACUGUAAUUGGACACAGCUGAUCACAUGACCGAGCCGACAUCUUUGGCUCUUUCUGUAGAUCGGUGAUCCGCUGUGUCCGAGGGACACAGCGCACCGGCAAUUGCCGCGCUGCGCGCUCC